Dimorphilus gyrociliatus is the source of this 1450-nucleotide messenger RNA. The record is from the annotation of a GenBank genome assembly. NCBI's taxonomy places the organism in Eukaryota, Metazoa, Annelida, Polychaeta, Dinophilidae.
ACUCUGAUAAUUCUGCGCAUGCGCUGUAUUGCCGGUUGCCAAAAGAACGAGCAGAGGAAAAAAGUCUACAUAAUUUUUAUGCAAACCAGAAUGAAAAUCUAACAAGUCAAUUGAAUAUUUCUUUCGAUCCCGUCCACUUAUUUAUCUUAAAUAGCUAUCGGAACAUGACUUCUUAAUCGAACAAAUUCUAGUUCAAGAAUGAAGAAAAGUUCGUCUCCGGCUUCAAAAGGCCAAGGACCCCUUCGGGCGACGAGACAAUUUGGUACUAAUAUGAUAAAUGUAUCACCAGAUUCAUGUAUUUUCAGAGGUAAGAUUUAUUUUGUUAACGGAUAGCGACCGAUUUGGCACAGUGCCAAACUGAUUGUGUGUCAAAUGUUUUCAUGCGAAGUUAUUGAUUUACUGCUAACUACGAAGAAUAUGUUUGGCGAGUUAUAUGCGUGCCCUAGGCGCGGUUAGGAAUAAUUUUUUAUCUCGAGUACAUUAUUUAUUUGUCUGACACUGAACAGAAGUGAUUUAAAGCAUUUUCAUAUAAACAAUAACGAGUACGUUUCUCACGCUGUAUUCAGAACUAGAUAAAAAGUAGUUGUUAUUAGUAAACAUAAUUAUAAUGGUUGUUGGAUCGUUGCCAAAACAGUGAUCAGCACCAGUCCAUCGCCGUUGCGACGCGCAGCAUCAGCCGACAUUACUACUGCGCAGUAUCUAAACGGUGAGUGGCCAACAACAAACGAUUCGAUUCAUUCGAUAAACUCAUCAUUUAAGGAAGACGUCAGUACGCAGGUAUAAUUAUUGUUGGCAAGUUGCCCAUUCGUGGCGCGUAAUGCAGUCUCAACUAUUGCAGACUCCCGACGAAUGGGCGGCGACGACGGAUCAUUAUCAUUCUAGAAGACGCUCACAGCACACUCGCUCGUGGAGCGUUGAUGAUCAACUACAGCAGGCGUUUCGUAUCAAUCAAUUAAAGAGAAUGAUGUCGACACCACCCUCUUGCUGUAAGCCGAUUUCUAACGGGCAUUGUACGACGCCAACCAAAUUUCGAAUACAGCGUGGCAGCGUGGAAGGAUUAAACCAGGAAAUCGAAACGCUCGUCUUUACCGCAUCAUCUCAAUGCGUUCAGGCGUGUUGUACACCACCUCGAGACGGUCGUCGUCCACCACUUAUUGAAAUACUCAGCCAUAAUAUGCAGACGCAGACACCGUCCAGUUUUGGUGAUAUACAAUUGGACGAUGACAGUGCUAAAGUUGAGACUCUCAAGCCAGCACCAAUACGUGAACCUCCUGAUGGGUGCUGUGAACAACAGGAAAAUGAGGAUAGUAAAAUUUCUUUACCGACGGUUAAGGAGCCUUUAUUAUCAGCUACAACCCUAAUACCGUCGACCAACUCAGCAUUUAAGUCGUACUGCAGUAGACAGUUGCCUCUCAAAGUCAGCUACGAAAAGGCUCUACAGCCUGACUGA